Molecule: messenger RNA, 2219 nt
Organism: Hypomesus transpacificus
Lineage: Eukaryota; Metazoa; Chordata; Actinopteri; Osmeriformes; Osmeridae
Gene: wnt16
Product: wingless-type MMTV integration site family, member 16
Exons: 4
Coding region: 1145-2218 (357 amino acids)
Biological process (GO): canonical Wnt signaling pathway; neuron differentiation; multicellular organism development
Cellular component (GO): extracellular region
Molecular function (GO): frizzled binding; cytokine activity
Source: RefSeq, a predicted model, not a curated record
UAAAGCUAUUUGAAAAGGCGGUUUUAAUUUUACGUGAUGACUACAGAUGGCUAUUCGGGCCUGUUUUUGUAAAGCUGACGUUAAAGGUCUUGAAAAAGUGUUCUAUACUUGUUGUUCCUUCUCGGGGAAUUUUAAAGGCCUAUGGCGUUUGUGACAUUUCUGCGGGCCGAUCAAGGUAACCCUCACCUUGCCUACCCUUGCCGCAUUCAGUUCGGUAAAAGACAUUCUCCACACUCACAGCCUGCCUUGUAGCUAGCCUUGUCUACAGAGCACAAACUCGAUGGUAUUUUUUUUAUCGUUAAGGGGGAAAAUUAUUUGGAAUUAUGUGAAUAAUUUGUGCAAAGAAAUGCUAUUAUAGGUUUAAUAUGUUUUGGUUUUUGCCUAAGAGCUGGCCAUUUUUAUUAUUUAUUUAUUCUAUUGAAUCAAUGUCUCUCAAAAACCAAAACGUUAAUUGAUAAGAAGCUUGGAUUAAAGUCACAUCAAAUGUAUUUGUAUCUGACAACAUUCGUGAGAAAGCCUAUGAGAGCAAAAUCGGUGAAAGAUAAAGGCCUAAAACAUCUUCUAAGAAAGCACCAAUGAUCAUGUCUUGGCUUGCGUCCUGAGAUGGAUACAGUUUCAAAGAGAUCCUUCCAUGAGAAGUGUUCUCACUUUGUUCCUGCCGCACUUCCCCGCAUGCCAACCAUUUAGCAGAGUUCCUGUCGCUCACACUGCGUCUUUUUCAGCUUCGUUUUUUUUUCUAAGAGCCCCUGUCCAAUUAGCGUAUAGGAUAGCCGCGUCUGCUGAAUAUAAAUCUAUAGAAGCGCCAAUCGGAGCUGGGGAACGCACCACACCGUGACCAGAUAGAGUAAGUUGCUUUACUCCGGGAUAAGUUUGUCAGUGGACAAGGACACAUGCACAGGGACUUAUACACCUAAAUAAAUCAGGCCCGAUAGAGGACGUUCUUUUUCGAGGCGCGUGUCAAUCCACGGAUGCCCCCGUAUAAUUGCUUGUCAUUUUUGCACCAAGUUGAGGAUUUUUUUUAAAUCCUGCUGGCUCCAAGCCUUUGCAACCGGACUAGUAUGAGACAGAGCCGCGCGGGGAGAAAGAGCUCCAUGGACAUCUCCAAUGCGCGGACACACCAACGGCUUCUGUAGAUGAGGUGGCCAUGGAGAGAAGGGGCGGCUGCGGAGUACACCACAUCAGCUUUCUGUCUCUCCUGCUCUUCUCCCUGUAUCCUCUAUGCUGCCGAGCCAGCUGGAUGUGGUUGGGAUUAACGUCGGUGGGAGUACCGGAAAAACUCGGCUGUGCGAAUCUUCCUUUGACCCACAAGCAGAAAGACCUGUGUAAGAGGAAACCUUACCUGCUACCAAGCAUCAAGGACGGUGCGCGCCUGGGCAUCACCGAGUGCCAGACGCAAUUCAAGCACGAGCGGUGGAACUGUUCGACCACCAAGCAGCUCUCUGUCUUCGGCUACGAGUUAACCAGCGGUACGAAGGAAACAGCCUUCAUCUACGCCGUGAUGGCGGCGGGGCUGGUCCACGCCGUGACGCGCUCCUGCAGCGCUGGCAACAUGACGGAGUGCGGCUGCGACGCCAGCCUGCAGGGCACGGGGUCGCCCACCGAGGGCUGGCACUGGGGCGGCUGCUCGGACCAUGCGCAGUACGGAACCUGGUUCAGCAGGAAGUUCAUCGACAACGCCGUCCACAACGUGUCGGCCAAGGGGGGCGACGCGCUGCUCACCAUGAACCAGCACAACAGCGAGGCCGGGCGACAGGCCAUCGCCAAGACGAUGUCCACCGACUGCCGGUGUCACGGCGUGUCGGGCUCGUGCGCCGUCAAGACGUGCUGGCGCACCAUGGCGCCGUUCGAGCGCGUGGGCAACUUCCUGAAGGAGAGUUACGAGGGGAGCGUGCAGGUGCUGGACCGCUCCAAGCGGAAGGUCCGCAGGAAGGAGAAGGAGCAGCGGCGCCUGCCCAUCAGGAGGGACGAGCUCAUCUUCCUCAACAAGUCGCCCAACUACUGCGUGGAGGACCGGCGCUGGGGCGUGGCGGGCACCAGGGGGCGCCGCUGCAACCGCACCUCGGCCGGCCCGGACGGCUGCAACCUGCUGUGCUGCGGCCGCGGCUACAACACGCACGUGGUGCGCCACGUAGAGCGCUGCGAGUGCAAGUUUGUGUGGUGCUGCUACGUGCGCUGUCGGCGGUGCGAGAGCAUGAACGACAUGCACACCUGUAAAUGAG